AACAUCACAUCAUAUCCGAGGAAGAUGAUCUGAGAGGACUCGACCUCUACAUGACUUCUGCCUCCGAGAGCGGGAAGACGCGCUGAACCUCGUGCGACUCGGACGAGCUGGUCUUCUCUACUCAGACUCCUCCUCUUCCUGCUCCGCGAUGGGAUCGCACGUCCUCACCCUCGCCCUCCUCUCCGUCCUGACGUCCUCGCUGGGCGCCAGCGGAGACGACUUCCUCCCAGGGGGGUCCGGCUGCCCAGCCCAGUGCGUGUGUGAGACCCGCCCCUGGUACACCCCCCAGUCUGUGUACCACCAGGCCCGGACGGUGGACUGCAAUGAGCUCCGCCUCCACCACGUCCCUCCAACCAUCUCCCCCAACACGCAGGUGCUGCUUCUUCAGAGUAACAACAUCUCUCUGAUCGGUACCGAGCUGCAGAAUCUGAACAACCUGACGGAACUGGACCUGUCGCAGAACCACUUCACACAGGUCCAGGACAUGGGUCUGGGCUCCCUGGAGCAGCUGGUCACGCUGUACCUGGAGGAGAACCUUCUGGAGGGUCUGGAGGACUUCAGCCUGCGGACCCUCUCCAGCCUGGAGGAGCUCUACGUCAACCACAACCGCCUCAACUCCAUCUCCCAGCACGCCUUCUCAGGCCUCACCAGCCUGCUCAGGCUCCAUCUGAACUCCAACCGCCUGGUGGCCAUCGACCGGCGCUGGUUCGAGUCGCUGCCCUCCCUGGAGAUCCUGAUGAUCGGGGAGAACCCCAUCCUGGGCCUGGAGGAGCGCACCUUCCAGCCGCUGGCCCGGCUCCACAGCCUGGUCCUGGCCGGGAUGGGCCUGGAGGAGGUCCCCCCCGCCGCCUUCCUGGGCCUCCACUACCUGGAGAGCCUGUCCUUCUACGACAACAAGCUCAGGUGGGUCCCCCGCGAGGCUCUCAGCAUGCUGCAGAACCUCAAGUUCCUGGACCUGAACCGGAACCCCAUCUCCCGGGUCGGGCCGGGGGACUUCCAGGACCUGCUCCACCUCGAGGAGCUCAGUCUGAACUACAUGGACCAGCUGGUGGCGGUGGAGCGCGACGCCUUCCAGAACCUCCCAGAAAUGGUGAAGCUAGAGGUCUACAGCAACCCAGGGCUGGUCUCUGUAGACCCCCACGCCUUCAGUGGCCUUCCCUCCCUGCGGACACUGCUGUUGCAUAGCAACCAGCUGAGCCUACUGUCCAAUCAGCUGCUGACGUCCCUUCCUGGUCUGGAGGAGCUGUCACUCCACUCCAACCCGCUGCGCUGUGACUGCCUAGCCGCCUGGGGCCCCCACCUCGGCAACCAAUCAGCCGUCAAGCUGCUGGACAGCCCCCUCACCACCUGCUCCUCCCCCCCCCAGCUGCUCGGCCGCGAGCUCCAGGAAGUGGUUUCUAUUGGCUGGGGCGCUGUGGGGGGCGGGGCCAGCGGGAACAGCUGCCUGCCGCAGGUCUCCGCCCUCUCCUUCCCCCCCGUCCUCAACCUCAGCUCCGGACAGCCAAUCACGCUGCCCUGCUGGGCCAGUGCUGACCCCGCCCCCCAGUUCUACUGGGUCACGCCCACCGGAGACAAGGUGAGCUCGGAGGCGGGGGCGUCGCUGCAGAGCUCUGGACCAAUCAGGAGGAGGAGACACCGUGUGUCCCCGUCAGGAGCUCUGGUGAUGGAGCAUCUCGACCAAUCAGACGCUGGCCUCUAUACGUGUGUAGCGUGGAACGUGGAGGGGGCCGACACCAGGAGUGUCUCCGUGUUCGUGGACUCCAGGGGGCGUGGCUCCGGCCCCGGGGGGGAGGAGUCCUGGGGGGUCAACUCGUCCCACUCUGCUGCCUCCCUGGUCCUCCAGGCCAAGGUGGUCCGAUCCCACUCUGUUCUUUUGGAGUGGAAGUUGUUUUCCAGCCAACCAGCGGCUGGCUCUGGAGGCUCCGCCCACCAGGAGGUGUUGCCCCGCCCCCCACGCUGGACCAGCGCCAGCGUGCACAUCGACAGCUCUCAGAUCAGCUACACGGCCACGGUGCCGGUGGACGUCCAGGAGUACAACCUGACCCACCUCCUCCCCGCCACCGACUACCACGUGUGUCUGAGCGUCUCCUCCUCCGCCCCUCUCCUCCCUCCCCCCUCCCCCUCCCCCUCCCCCCCCGCCCCUCCCUCCCCGUCCGCCCCCCCUCCCCCGCUCCACACCGCCUGCGUCAACGUCACCACCCGGGAGGCGGGGCUGGCCGUGGCGCUGGUGGUCUCCCCGGGCAACAGCGUUGCCAUGGCGGCGGUGACGGGCUCCCUGUUCGCCCUGCUCCUCAUGCUCCUGCUGGGCGGAGUCAUGGCCCGCCGCCUCCACUCCAAGAGCUGCUCCCUGAAGACCUACCUCCACAGCUCCUCGUCCUCGUCCUCGAUCCCGCUGAAGGAGCUCUACCCCCCCCUCAUCACGCUCUGGGACGCCGACGCCGACAAGGAGAAGGAGCGCGAGGAGGAGCAGGGAGGGGCGCCCAUAGACACGUCCAAGACCUACCUCUGGUAG
This is a messenger RNA of Gadus chalcogrammus (walleye pollock), 2512 nucleotides long. RefSeq lists its product as uncharacterized. The coding region runs from base 149 to 2512 and encodes 787 amino acids. Gene Ontology annotation, molecular function: protein binding. The record is from RefSeq and is a predicted model, not a curated record. The transcript has 13 exons. NCBI's taxonomy places the organism in Eukaryota, Metazoa, Chordata, Actinopteri, Gadiformes, Gadidae.